AUGUCCAUCGUGACAGUACAACUUGGACAAUGUGGCAACCAGGUAGGCCAAGACAAGAGUUGUGAGAGGUGAUCAGCAAUGAUGCAAAUGAUACGCAAAGAAACGUUUACAGUGAAUACAGCAGGGAGCGGUUCUUCAAUGAGACUGCCAAUAGAGGUAGGUUAGCUAUUCCUAAUGAUAAUAAGCUGGUGCUCCUCUUCUAA
Molecule: messenger RNA, 203 nt
Organism: Coregonus sp. 'balchen'
Lineage: Eukaryota; Metazoa; Chordata; Actinopteri; Salmoniformes; Salmonidae
Source: the annotation of a GenBank genome assembly